AUGGAAUCCAGCAAACCGAUGCUCAAAAUCGUUCGAAUCAGCUCUCGUGAGAAACUCGAAGAGCUUAUCGAGUUUAUUUGCGAUGCCUUCAUGGAAGACGACCUGUUCUGUGCCAUGGUCCCUGGGCGUCAUGAACAUCCCGAAGCGGCUCGAGGCAUGUGGCGCAUGACCCUCAUCGAAGAGUACGGUAGGAAAGGCUCUGUAAUUCUCGCUGCUCGUCGACAAGGGGAGAAUGGAGAAGAGGGCGAAUUUGUUGCUUGUGCAGUUUGGUGUCGUUACGGAAAGAGUGAUCUCGCUCGGAGCUGGCAGGGAGACAACUUGAACAAGCGAAUCGCCAGGAUUGAGACCGCAUGGACUAUGUUCUAUCGUUUCUUCCUCCGACAAGCAGGUCCUGGGAUCGCACUAGACGCCUGCAUCGCAGCAGGAGAAGCCGCCGAACAAGCCUACAAGUUCUACCCUGCUGAGCGCUGGCGUCUCAGUCUCCUAGCCACCUCCCCCAAAUGUCAAAGAACCGGUAUUGGAAGGCGUCUUGUCCAGUGGGGCCUUGAUCGUUGCGAGGAGGAGGGAGUCCCAGCGACGCUCGAGUCGAGCGUGUCAGGACGACUGCUCUACGAAAAGAUGGGCUUUCGAGAGGUGGGGACUGUGAGUUUCUAUCAAGGGAAUUGGUCCAUGCCUGCAAUGCUCAGACCUGUGGAGGAGACCAAGAAAACGGUUUAG
Fusarium redolens is the source of this 717-nucleotide messenger RNA. RefSeq names its product acyl-CoA N-acyltransferase. Lineage: Eukaryota; Fungi; Ascomycota; Sordariomycetes; Hypocreales; Nectriaceae. Gene Ontology annotation, molecular function: acyltransferase activity, transferring groups other than amino-acyl groups. The record is from RefSeq and is a predicted model, not a curated record. The coding region runs from base 1 to 717 and encodes 238 amino acids. The transcript is spliced from 2 exons.